UGUUAUAUUUUAGGGAAACAUCAGAUCAUGUGUCCGUCAUGAGAUUCGAUGAGUCAGGUUGUUAGAGUGGGCAGUGAUGUCAGAUGUGAGCACUAAACUGUGCCUGAAGGAACUGGCCCAGACCUCACCGCCCGCCUUCCCAACUCCGUUGGGUGUCGAAAGUGACUAACGACCACGUCGUGAUUACCCGCUGAACCCAACACCUGAGGCCAUCAACAUACCCGUCCCGGUUUAGCGUGCCACCCUCGCUGCCUGCCCUUUUUCUCUCUCCUUCUCCUUUCCGCCCCGUCGACUUCAUCCUUCCUCUCAAGGCAAAUCUCCAUCGUGUUCAACUAAGGAUUUCCCCAGUCAACCACUUGUAUCUAGGGCACCAAGCUACCCUUUUCCCUCCUCCCCCUCCUUCAAGUUACUCCCACCAACCUCUCCAACAUCCUUCCAAAAGGAGUUUCAAGUACAGGCAGCCUUUAAGCUACCCUGAGUCCUUGACAACACACAACCGGUCAAGUUUGCUUCGCGAUUUCCUUCCCGUUCAAGUCUGUCCAACUCUCGACCUUGUGUCCUCAGUCAUCAAAAUGUCUACUGCCGUCGAAAAUCACGCCGACAACCAGGCCUCUACCACCCCCGCCGCCACCACCACCGAGGCUACCAACGGCACUGCUCCCGCCGCUCCGGCGCAGUCCACCGAUGCUGCCGCGGCCAGUGCUGACGAGGGGCGUCGGCUGUACAUUGGGAAUCUCGCUUACGCGACCACUGAGGGGGAGCUCAAGGAGUUCUUCAAGAACUACAAGAUUGAAAGCGUCUCCAUCCCUGUAAACCCUCGCACCAACCGCCCUGUUGGCUAUGCCUUCGUCGAUCUUGCUACUGCUCACGAGGCUACCUCUGCUAUUGGUGAGCUCUCCGGAAAGGAGAUUCUCCAGCGCAAGGUCUCUGUUCAGCUUGCCCGCAAGCCCGAGCCUGCUGAGGCCAAGGCUGAGGGGGCUGUAAGUGGUGGUGAGGGAGCCAGUGGCAACGAGGGCCGCAGGAGGAACGGUGGUCGUGGCCGUGGCCGUGGCCGCGGUCGCGGUCGUGGAGGUCGCUUCGGUCGCGGAGGCCGUGCGCAGAGCCAGCCCCAGAAUGGCCAGGCUGCUGCUCCCGCCGAGCCUACCAACGUCCCUGGUCAGGUCGCUCCUCUGACUGAGGUCGCCAACCAGAACGAUGAGACCGCUACCGCUGAAUCUGGCAAGCAGGCUGCUAAGGCUCGUGCUGCUCGCCCCCAGAAGCAGCGUGGCCCCCCUGAGGAUGGUAUCCCUUCGAAGACCAAGGUCAUGGUGGCCAACCUCCCUUAUGAUCUCAGUGAGGUAAAGCUCAAGGAGAUCUUCGCCGCCUACCAGCCCGUUUCCGCCAAGAUUGCUUUGCGCCCCAUUCCCCGCUUUAUGAUCAAGAAGCUCCAGGCUCGCAACGAGCGCCGCAAGGGCCGUGGCUUCGGUUUUGUCACCCUGGGCUCCGAGGAGCUGCAGGAGAAGGCUGUGAAGGAAAUGAAUGGCAAGGAGAUCGAGGGUCGUGAGAUUGCCGUCAAGGUUGCCAUCGAUAGCCCCGGCAAGGAAGACGAUGCGGUUGCCGCUCCCGCUACUGCCGACGAGAAGACAGAACAGGCAGCCGAAGCUCCGGUGCAGGAGAAGGAGAACGCUGCCCCAGCUGCAGCUUAAAAGACAAGUCGUUCCCAUCCCGAACGAGUUAGAAACCCCAAGAUACACUAAUGUGUCUCCGGGGGGAUUACUGAAGGAGGAAGAAUAAGGACCUUCGUGCGGAUGAUACUUCAUACUCGGUGCCGUCGAGAAGCGUUUUACAAAAGUCAAAAAAAGGUUAAAAAAGACGAGGCCAAAACAUGAAACGCAAAAGUUAUGAGAAUAUUAUUCCCGUUCGACGCGGUCUUGAGGGGACAGAGGUUGCCAUGAAGAUGAG
Messenger RNA from Aspergillus alliaceus, 1941 nucleotides. Its product is annotated as RNA recognition motif domain-containing protein. The record is from RefSeq and is a predicted model, not a curated record. The coding region runs from base 573 to 1685 and encodes 370 amino acids. The transcript has 4 exons. Gene Ontology annotation, cellular component: nucleus; ribonucleoprotein complex; cytoplasm. Gene Ontology annotation, molecular function: mRNA binding. Lineage: Eukaryota; Fungi; Ascomycota; Eurotiomycetes; Eurotiales; Aspergillaceae.